AUGAGUAGCAACGGGUAUACAAACGGACAUUCAACGCGAAAAAUCAAUUUCGGGGCGGGACCAGCUCAGUUACCAGUAGAAGUUUUAGAAACUAUUCAAAAUGAAUUUCUUGAUUUUAAUGGAUCUGGAUCAAAUGUUAUGGAACUUAGUCAUCGGUCGUCGGCAUUCGCCAAAAUUAUCCAAGAAGCCGAACGCGAUAUUCGAGAAAUAUUAACGAUACCUGAUUCGUAUGCUGUUCUGUUCUUGCAAGGCGGCGCUACUGCUCAAUUCAGUGCCGUUGCAUUAAAUUUCCUCAAUUUGAAACCGUCGAAAACAGCUGAUUAUCUUGUCACAGGUUAUUGGUCAGAAAAAGCGGCGAAAGAAGCCGAAAAAUUCGGCAAGAUUAAUUGGGUUGUGCCAAAGUCUAGCAAGUACCAAGGUAAUUGUAUUCAAACAAAACCAAAAUAUCGCUUAAUAAACGCUUUGAAUGAAAUAGGUGUACCAGCCGAAGAUACUUGGAAAUUAUCUGAAGAACCGUCGUACUUUUAUUACUGCGCAAAUGAAACAAUUGACGGAGUCGAAAUGGAGAAUAUCCCAACAGUUGUACCGAAAGAUGUACCGAUCGUGUGCGAUAUGUCAUCGAAUUUCUUAACACGGCCCUUCGAUGUCACCAAAUACGCCGUUAUCUUUGCCAGUGCCCAGAAGAAUUUCGGUGCAAGCGGCCUUGUUCUCGUUAUCCUAAGAAAAGAUUUGGUGGAAAACAAUACGAAUAAAUCAAUACCGAUCAUUUUGGAUUACAAAGUGCAAAUUGCCAAUGAAUCAAUGUACAAUACUCCACCGACAUUUUCAAUCUAUGUUGCAAACAAAAUGUUUGCUUGGACUAAAGCGCAAGGUGGCUUGAAAGCACUGAAUCAACAAUCGGCUAGCAAGUCUUCGCUCGUAUAUGAAACAAUUGAUGAAUCGAACGGUUUUUAUGUGAAUUCUGUCGAGAAGAACUACCGUAGUCGUGUGAACAUUCCAUUACGUAUCGUCACCAACGGUACAACUAACGAGACACUUGAAGCGUUGUUUCUUGCUGAAGUAGUCAAGUCGAAUAUGUUCGAAUUGAAAGGUCAUCGAGCUGUUGGCGGAAUUCGUAUAAGUCUUUACAAUGGCAUCACAGUUAAAGAAACGGAAAAAUUAGUAAAUUUUAUGAGAACAUUUCAAGCAAAGAAUAAUUCAGUCUAG
Messenger RNA from Adineta ricciae, 1206 nucleotides. The record is from the annotation of a GenBank genome assembly. NCBI's taxonomy places the organism in Eukaryota, Metazoa, Rotifera, Eurotatoria, Adinetida, Adinetidae.